This is a messenger RNA of Metarhizium brunneum ARSEF 3297, 1203 nucleotides long. It is a transcript of the gene gal7, whose product is annotated as Galactose-1-phosphate uridylyltransferase. Lineage: Eukaryota; Fungi; Ascomycota; Sordariomycetes; Hypocreales; Clavicipitaceae. Gene Ontology annotation, cellular component: cytoplasm. Gene Ontology annotation, molecular function: UDP-glucose:hexose-1-phosphate uridylyltransferase activity; zinc ion binding. The record is from RefSeq and is a predicted model, not a curated record. Gene Ontology annotation, biological process: beta-D-galactose catabolic process via UDP-galactose, Leloir pathway.
AUGCCUGACAAGAUCCUCGACGACAUCUCCCACCGGAGAUAUAAUCCUCUUACCGACAGCUGGCUACUUGUCUCGCCACAUCGGACCAAGCGACCAUGGCAGGGAGCUCAAGAGGCGGCAGUUGCCAAUACUCUGCCCGAAUAUGAUCCCAAGUGUUAUCUUUGUCCUGGAAAUGCUCGUGCUGCGGGUGACACAAAUCCCAAAUACGACAAGACUUUUGCUUUUGUCAACGAUUACAGCGCUGUGAAAGAACAGCAGCCAGACUAUGAGCCUGAUACGAAGCCCAAUGGUAUAACAAAGCGCAAUUCGUCUGAUACAACUAUUGUUGACUUCUCCGCAGAUGUUGAGUCGAUGCUCCUGAGAGCCCAGAGCGUCAAAGGCGUCUGCUAUGUCCUCACCUUCUCGCCCAAACACCACCUCACUUUAGCAGACAUGCCUGCUCCAGAAAUCUUGCCCGUCAUCGAGCACUGGACCCGAAUUUAUGCCAACCACUUGUCCUCCUCAAACCCAUUGGACAAGCUUGCUGAAAAUCUGGACAUCUCCAUGCCAAAGGAUGAAGCACCCAUUCCCAAAGAUGAGUAUCGAUACAUGCAGAUUUUCGAGAACAAAGGCUCUGCUAUGGGUUGUUCCAACCCACACCCGCAUUGCCAAGUAUGGACAACAUCCACCAUGCCUGAGGAACCUGGAAAGGAACUCUCCCAGAUGACCAAAUAUCGUGCCAACAAUGGCGGCCGACACUUGCUUGAGGAUUACGUUCAGCUGGAACUUGCCAAGGGGGAGCGCCUUCUCUGGCAAAACAAGUCGUUUGUAGUGGUAUGUCCCUGGUGGGCGGUCUGGCCAUUCGAGGUGCUCGUCCUUCCCAAGAGGCAUAUCCGCUCCCUGGUAGACUUUAAGCCGGAGGAGAGGCUGCAGUUUGCCGAAGCCAUCCAGGAGGUCACCAGGCGGUAUGAUAACCUCUUUGAGUGCAGUUUCCCGUACAGUUCCGGAAUCCACCAGGCGCCGCUCCGGGGAACAAAGGAAGAGAUUGAGAACUCCUACUUUCACAUGCACUUCUACCCGCCCCUGCUGCGUUCCGCGACGGUGAAAAAAUUCCUGGUUGGGUAUGAGCUCAUGGCUGAGCCGCAGAGGGAUAUCACUCCUGAACAGGCGACGGCUCGUCUGAGAGAUUGCGGCGGGGAGUUGUACAGGAAUAACUUGAAGUAA